Exophiala dermatitidis NIH/UT8656 is the source of this 2430-nucleotide messenger RNA. RefSeq lists its product as uncharacterized. The coding region runs from base 1 to 2430 and encodes 809 amino acids. The transcript has 3 exons. The record is from RefSeq and is a predicted model, not a curated record. NCBI's taxonomy places the organism in Eukaryota, Fungi, Ascomycota, Eurotiomycetes, Chaetothyriales, Herpotrichiellaceae.
AUGCUUCUUAACCCCUCGCACAAAAUCACCUUCAGUGGUCUGCCCCCGGACGUCCUGGACCCUUAUGUUCGAUAUAAGAAAGGGACUCGUGCCCUGGUGGCCUGGUUCAUUCAGUACAGUCCGUCGCCGAACCGAAAAGUCAAGAGUCUGCCUAUCAAGGAACUGGAAUCUCUGGCGCAAGCCGCCUCCACCAAGCUUCGGUCGCUCCCGGACAUUGUGCACUUUUACUUUCGAGAGACGAUUGCGGCGCGCAAGAAACUGAGCAAGUACUUCCGGGGAAACGUAGAUGAAUGCGCCGAGGAUGUAGAUACCAUCAACCACGAACACUUUACUACCAGUCUCGCACAGAUCUACAACAACCUCUGUGCCUGCUGCGAGCAGACGAACUCACGAGCUCAAAAGCAACAGACCAAAAACAAUCUGGCACAGCGCACCAAUGCCCUGGUCAACCACUACAACGGCCUGUCAGUGGAAGACGUGGACGAUGACGACGAGACCGAAGAGCCUUUGCCCGCGUUGUCCAGUUGUCCCGAAUGCACUGUGUCCGCUUCCCCAUCGUGUGACGACGAGAGUGCCGAAGUCCACUUUAGCGACGAUGGACUCGGCAUUAUGAUGGAGGUGGCGGCGGCCGUGGAGCGAAUCAAGGACAUCACAUCCUCGGUGGAACGAUGCUGGGACCUUGCGGGAAAGAAUCAGCUGUCGUUCCCGGUCGCCGCGUUCAUCACCAAUGUUGCAUUUGCAUCCAUUCGGCAAGUCGGGAUCGAACUGCUGCAGCAUGACGAGAACAUGACCGUGUCGGGUCUCCAUCGCACAUUUUGUUCCUUCAACCGCUCGGGACGGGACACAUCGUCUGGACCUAAUGGCGACGAAACAGAAUCAGCCAACCAUGAGCUUUUGGACCAGUUGCAGAACAUGGAACAAGCUCUGUUCUACUAUCGCGACGGGCAUCGGUCCUUGACCAUCCAGUCGUGUCCGACCUGCGUCCAGAAACCCGCCGAUUACCUGCAGCUGCCUACGGGAGAGGAUUGUUCGGGCAAACAUCGACUGGCCGAGGCGAUCCUCGACAACAUCUACCACCUGAUCGCCAGCAAAGAGGUGCCGACCAGCAUCGUGAGAAACAGUUCCCCGACGUACGCCGACGCCGGGUACCUCAUCACUCGGCCCGACGAACAAACGCAAUCCUGGUCGGCCGUGUUCGGCCUCCACCUACUGACCAGCGGCUACAAGAGCUAUCUGCAGUCGGUGGAAUCGGCCAGCGCCAUUUCCAAAUGUCGCUUGACCUCUUUGCGGCUCGCUCAACAGGCCUCAUCUCAAAUCGCCACACUGCUCAAGGACAAGACGUGCUGGCCGUGUCGGUGUACCCAGACUCUGGCGUACCACCUCCAGAACCUCGAGUUCGACUUGCGCGCCUACGCCAAGCAUCGAUGCUGGGACUUGUACUUCCAAUCACCGUGGGUGGCAGGCAAUCACGUUCUCGAAAUGCUCGACCUGUGCCACUACUAUGGAAUGCGGGUGUUCAACUACCGCCACUACGUGGGCGCUGUCUUGCACUCGUACAACGUCCUUCAACAGCUCGGCGGCCUCGAGGAGAUCCCUAUUCUAGAAAGCCUGUGCACCCAGUUCAGUGGCAUGUUUUUCCCCGGCGGCACGCGUCCCAAGGCAAGCUUCCGCGCCUGUUGGGGUCGGUACGUCGGCGCCCGGCUCAAGUUCAAAAAGGGCCAUAAGAGAAACGACCGCGACAGCUGGUGCAUGGCCAUCCCCGCGCACGCUGCCAGACGCGCAGCAGGCCUCGGUGCCAAGAGCGAACACGACGAGCUCCGUUCCGACUGUCUGCUGUUCAAGAUCAAACAGCAGGAUUACUAUCUCAGUGAUGAUCAGUGGGACAACGUCAACAACAGCAGCAGCAGCUCUACACAGCCAACGAUCAAGGAUGGUGGCCGGAAAGAAUCGGCCGCCUCAAGCAGGCGGAGCUCGUCUUUGUCGACCUCGACCGUAAGCUCGACCUUUUCACGCAGCUCCAGUGCCAGUUCCAACACCAGCUUUGGUUCUAUGUGUGGCUCUUCUGGUAAUGGUAGCAGCAUGACACCCCUACUGGCCCUCGCUCAGACCCUGCAGCGGACAUGCGACCAGUCGGACUCGGCGCUCCUGCCGACUCCUCGCUUGAAUCUGUUCGCCGUCUUUGAGUACUGUGUCCGUGUUGUUUCGAGGCUCUCGGACGCCACACACACGGGAAAAGAGGAACGUGGAAUGAACUGUAUCUGCUUCGCUAGUUCUAUUUUGACUGCUGCCGACCGCAUUUGUGACAGUCGCAGACUGGGCCGGAUCGAGACGUGGAAGAAGGACGAGCGCGAGUGCGUCAACUUGACCAAGAGUGCCAUUCACGACGUCUUUACUAAUGUCAAGGCCGAAGACCUGUUAUGGAAUAUUUGA